AACGAAAUGGCUUUCAAGUUUGUUGCAAUCUUUGCUUUGUUGGCUGUCGCCAGCGCUGGUAUCGUUCCUGCUGCUCAAGUGUAUCAUGCUGCUCCGGUAGCAGUUCAUGCCCAGCCUGUCUACGCCAAGGCUGCUGAGGAAUACGAUCCCCAUCCUCAAUACAAAUUCGGUUAUGGUGUUCAAGAUGCCAUCUCUGGCGAUUCUAAGAGCCAAGUGGAGGAACGCGAUGGUGAUGUAGUGCGUGGUGAAUACUCCUUGAUCGAUGCUGAUGGUUACAAGCGCACUGUCCAAUAUACCGCUGAUCCCAUUAAUGGUUUCAAUGCUGUGGUCCACCGCGAGCCCUUGGUUGCCAAGGCUGCUGUUGUUAAGACCGUUGCCCCAGUUGCCCAUUAUGCUGCCCCUGCUGCUGUUGUCAAGACUGUUGCUCCAGUGGCUCACUAUGCUGCUCCUGCUUACACCACUUACUCCGCCCCUGCUGUUGUAAAAUCCGUUGCUCCCGCAUACGCCACCUACGCUGCUCCUGCCACUUAUGUGGCUCAUCAUUAA
Molecule: messenger RNA, 546 nt
Organism: Stomoxys calcitrans (stable fly)
Lineage: Eukaryota; Metazoa; Arthropoda; Insecta; Diptera; Muscidae
Product: larval cuticle protein A2B-like
Exons: 2
Coding region: 7-546 (179 amino acids)
Cellular component (GO): extracellular matrix
Source: RefSeq, a predicted model, not a curated record